GCCUAAUAUAAUCUCUCUAGCCAACACUAAGCUUCUUUUAACUCGUCUCUGUGACCCAACAGCACAGAAAGGCCUCAACUUUUUUUUUCCCUUCCUCCUAUUUAUUGUGCUAUUCCGUUAAUUUUGUUGUUUUCUGCACUAAAAGGGGCGACUCCCCCUUUUUCCUCUCCUCUCUUCUCUCUCGUCUCAUGGGUUUUUCUUUCUAAAUCUCUUUUAUUAGAAUCUGAGAUAUAAUCUUAAAGAUCCCACAAAAACUCUGGAGCCAUGGUGAGGCGCCAUGGAUGGCAGCUCCCUGCUCACACCUUUCAGUAUGUUAGACGCCGAAGGUUACAAAGGCAAGUGCAUGAGGUGCCAAAGGUGCCCACACUAUCGCUGGAGGCAUGUGAGGUUGUAGCUAUCACAGUAUUCUUCCUACUGGUUGUUGCGUUCUAUGCCUUUUUUGCUCCUUUCCUGGGUAAACGCAUCUUUCAGUAUGUGGCAAUUGCCAUAUAUACUCCUGUGGCACUUGUGGUGUUUGUCCUUUAUAUUCGGUGUACACGUAUUAAUCCUGCUGAUCCUGGAAUCAUGGAGAAAUUUGAUGAGGAAAUUCUCAGUGAACCAAACGACAACCAUGGAUUGCCUGCUAGUUUUGGGACCAAUAGAACUGGUAUACAAUCUUCGCCAUCUUCAGCGUGUAGAAGCUCUAUAGAUGGUGAUUACAGGAGAAAAGUUCCACCUGGAGAAAGAGGAAAAAUUGACUCACAGAGAGUUUCUCUAAGGAGAAGGCGAUCAUCUUGCCAUUUCUUUGGAGGAAUGCUGUGUGUUCCGUUUGCAAAAGAUGACUGCCGCAAAGAUGAGAUUUCUGAGCAAGAAGCGGGUGGUGAAGAUGCUUUAUUUUGUACUCUCUGCAAUGCUGAGGUCCGCAAGUUCAGUAAGCAUUGCAGAAGUUGUGAUAAAUGUGUUGAUGGAUUUGAUCAUCAUUGUCGGUGGCUUAAUAACUGCGUCGGGAGGAAAAAUUAUGUGACAUUUAUCUCUCUUAUGGCCACAAGCCUUAUUUGGCUAGUAAUUGAAUUUGGAGUUGGUGUUGCUGUUCUUGUGCUCUGCUUUGUUGAUAAGAAGGUAACAGAAAGUAACAUCGUGGAUAAGCUCGGAAAUGGUUUUUCUCGUGCUCCUUUUGCUACUGUCGUGGCCAUUUGUACGGCACUUUCGCUCCUGGCAUGUGUACCCUUGGGAGAACUGUUCUUCUUCCACAUCAUACUGAUCAGAAAGGGGAUAACAACCUAUGAAUAUGUUGUGGCAAUGAAAGCUAUGAGCGAAGCACCUCCAGGAUCUGCUGAUGAAGAGGGUACAAAUCCUAUGUAUUCGCCAACAAAUUCGGCAACUACAGGGCUAAGUAUUGGAAGCUCUCUUGGCCUCCAGUAUAAAGGUGUCUGGUGCACUCCACCGAGGAUUUUGGAUCAUCAGGAUGAAGUGAUUCAUCAUCUCGAACCUGGAAUGGUUUCCUCCACUGUCGAUCCUGAUGCUGCUGGUCAAGCUGAACGAGCUUCAAAAGCCAAAAAGGCCGUAAAGAUCAGUGCAUGGAAGCUUGCCAAGCUUGAUGCUGGAGAGGCCGUUAAGGCCGCGGCAAAAGCUCGAGCCUCCUCCUCGGUCCUCAGGCCUAUUGACGGACGUCACCGCUUCCCUUCAGAUGCUGCCUCCAGUGACAAUGCAAGUAUCAGAAGCAGCAUGAGCUUGGACCCAAAGGCCUCACAAGCUAGGCUACCUCCCCUUGGAAACUCUUAUCCUCAGAGUCUUGCGAGCAAAGAAGAUUAUGAGAUUUGUACACCAACCGCUAGCAGCGUGAGUAGUCCGGCUUGGACUGCGGUCCAUGAGCCGGUCGUCAGUGUGAGCCUGAAUCCUAACCCAAUGCCAGCUCACCUUCCUCUCCCUGAUCGUCCUUUGGGUCUGAGAGGGCCUCUUCCGAGGGCGUCGGUUGUGUGGGACCAAGAAGCGGGUCGGUACGUGUCAAUGCCAGCCGAAACUAGGGUUUCAGCUACGAACGCUAGGCAGAAUACCCACAUGUUUGGGCCUGAGAGAUUAACGUACACUGGGCAGUCGAUAUUUUUUGGGGGACCACUUCUUGGUGCAGCAGCGAGAGAUGGGCCGAGGGCUGAGGGAAGCAUCAGAUUGAGACCGGAGACUGAGACUGAGACGGGUCCAAAUGCAGGACGCAAUGAAGGAAGGAGGGAUUCGUUGCCUGUGUUUGUUCCUGGAGGAAUUCAGAGGAAUUGAUCUCUGAAUGCAGUCGUAACCUUUUUGAGCUAACAAAUUUCAAGCUUUCUUCAGAUCAGAAUGCAGCCCAUCCUGGGGAGGUGGGGAAAAGCCCCUGAGAGCCCUCUAUAGAAAAUCCUAAACGAAGGUAGGAGAUCGCAUUUUUCGUCCCAGCAAAAAGUUAAAAGUUAGAAUGGUUAUUAAUCGCCGGGUUUAACAUUAAUGUUGGAAAUGUGACAAAUCUGCGCGCCUCCCUGUAUGAUUUUCUUUGGAGGACAAGGAAUUUUCCCCUCUUGACUUGAAAUGAGAGAAGUAACCUCUGGUCCUGAGACAAUUGAGAUGUUUUAGAGCGUAAUCUAAAGCAACUACCCUUUUUUUUGGCUUCCAAGUUGUCGCAAUGUCUAUUGAUCGAAGAACAGUUUGAUUCUGAACUUCUGAUGUAAUUUCUUUUCCCCCCAUUUUUUGUAAAUUAAUCACGUCUCUUUUGAUCCACGUGGGUAGUUAAAGCUUCGAUAGUUUUUGUUUGAAGA
Messenger RNA from Asparagus officinalis (garden asparagus), 2759 nucleotides. Its product is annotated as probable protein S-acyltransferase 19. NCBI's taxonomy places the organism in Eukaryota, Viridiplantae, Streptophyta, Magnoliopsida, Asparagales, Asparagaceae. Gene Ontology annotation, molecular function: protein-cysteine S-palmitoyltransferase activity. The record is from RefSeq and is a predicted model, not a curated record. Gene Ontology annotation, biological process: protein targeting to membrane; peptidyl-L-cysteine S-palmitoylation. The transcript has 10 exons. Gene Ontology annotation, cellular component: endoplasmic reticulum; Golgi apparatus. The coding region runs from base 265 to 2250 and encodes 661 amino acids.